This is a messenger RNA of Laetiporus sulphureus 93-53, 2079 nucleotides long. Its product is annotated as ATP-dependent DNA helicase. The transcript is spliced from 13 exons. Gene Ontology annotation, molecular function: 3'-5' DNA helicase activity; four-way junction helicase activity; nucleic acid binding. The coding region runs from base 1 to 2079 and encodes 692 amino acids. NCBI's taxonomy places the organism in Eukaryota, Fungi, Basidiomycota, Agaricomycetes, Polyporales, Laetiporaceae. Gene Ontology annotation, biological process: double-strand break repair via homologous recombination. Gene Ontology annotation, cellular component: cytoplasm; chromosome. The record is from RefSeq and is a predicted model, not a curated record.
AUGAAGGCUGUGUUCGGUAUUGACAAUUUCCGUCUUUGCCAGGAAGGCGUCUGUAAUGCAAAUAUGGAUGGUAGAGACGCAGUGUGCGUGAUGCCAACGGGCGGUGGGAAGUCUUUGACAUACCAGCUGCCUGCGCUCCUCAUGCCGGGCCUCACCGUGGUCAUAUCGCCCCUGCUGUCGCUGAUGACUGAUCAAAUUCUGCACCUGCAAGAAUCAGGAGUCGAAGCUUGCAUGAUCAACGGCUCCACACCUAAGGGGGAAAUGGCAAACAUCCGCCGUGCACUUGAAGCCAUGGCUUCCGGCAGAGCGAAUGGCCUCCCUCAAUACAAACUCAUGUAUGUUACCCCGGAGAUGCUUGCCAAGAGUAAUAAAUUGCAAGUGCUCUUUGAGAAGAUUUACAACGGGAACAGACUCGAGCGUUUCGUAAUAGAUGAGGCGCAUUGCGUUUCGCAGCUCGGUCAUGAUUUCAGACCCGACUACAAGAAAUUGAACAUCCUUCGUAAACUAUUCCCUCGCGUGCCAAUUCUCGCAUUAUCAGCGACGUGCCCACCCAAGAUACUUCUCGACGUGAUGAAGACGCUGGGUAUGAGACAACCUGUCGAAGACGGGAACGCUGCCGGGACCAAGGGAACUGUCUACUUCUCGGCUCCACUCUACAGGAAGAACUUGCAUUAUUCUGUACUGCCGAAGCCGUCUGCGAAUGCGCAGGUUAUUGCCACCUUGAAGGACUACAUCCUUGAUCACCAUCGUGGCCAAUCUGGGAUCAUCUACUGCCUCAGCAGAAAAGAGGCGGAAAGCGUUGCGUCAGAACUCGCUGCCGCGAGCGAAAAUCAAAUCAGGACAGGAGUAUACCAUGCGGAGAUCCCUGACAAGGCAAAGCAGAACCUUCACCACCGGUGGAGAAAAGGCGAGGUCCAGGUCGUGUGCGCAACAAUCGCGUUUGGGCUAGGGAUCGAUAAAGGAGAUGUUCGUUUCGUGCUGCAUCACUCUAAAUCGGUCGAGGGCUUCUAUCAGGAGUCUGGACGUGCUGGACGUGAUGGCAACGAUGCGGACUGUGUGCUGUACUACAGACCGCAAGACGCCACUCGCCUUUCACAACUAGUGCUGAACGACGUGAACGGGCAGAGCAAACUACAUGAGAUGCUCCGAUUCGCACAAGACAUGGAGGAGUGCCGCAAAAUCCAGUUCGCCAACUACUUUUCUGCCUCGUCACAGUUGUCCGUUGCAUCGUGGACGACGCAGGAAACAGACGCACUAGAGCGCUGCGGGCACUGUGACAACUGCACGCGCGCUCCGGAGUCAGUUAAGCGAUUGGACGUGAGGCUGCACGCGUGGCAGAUCCUGCAUGUCGCGGAGGCCGUGCAAGACGCCAGAGGGCGCGUUACUAUUGCCCAACUGGCCGACCUCGCUAGAGGAUCAGGCGGCGCUAGCUUUACCAUGACUAGCAGCCAAAAAGGCAGAGGCCGCGGUAAGGAAAAGGAGAGAAUUGCGCUUGACCUCGAGGAGGUUGCCGGUGGGAAGGUUGAGUUAGCGAAAGAGGAAACGGAGCUGCUUUGCACGCAUCUGCUCGUCCAGCGCUAUCUCCAAGAAGACUUCCACGCAACCCCAUACAGCGUCAACGUGUAUGUCUGCCCCGGCCCGAACGCUGCACGGUUUACUCGGUUGUCAAGGAAUGACGUCCAGGAGAGACAUAAAGGUCCUCCCAUGGAAUAUUGCUUUCCGAGUAAGACGAGGAAACAGGAGAAGUCCCGCGAAAAGGCAAGACAUUCCAAUGCUAAUGAUUACCCUAAGCCAAGCGGUGUAAAGAGGAAAAGGUCGACGCAAACCGCACUAUCCGCUCAAGUCUACGAUCAUGGAGAAGAUGCCGACUUACCAGACGUAGAUGCUGCUGGAGGCGAGAUCAUUGUCCUGGGUGGCAGUGAUGAAGAAACGGAAGCCGUUGACUGGGAGUUCUCGUUACGUCGCGGUAUGCCAUCAAGAAAGAUACCUCGAACUAUGGAUACAAGGAGAGCUACAGGAUCGGCGAACAACAGCAGGUCAACGGCUGAACAAGAGGAUGUAAUAAGUAUAUCGGACUAA